AUGAAAAUAGUUGAGCCCAUUAAUGGCCAAUGGGGUGAGUGGUCAUCAGCGAGCGAAUGCAGCGCAACAUGCGGCCAGGGUAAGAGGACAAGGCAAAGGUUCUGUGAUAGCCCCGCACCGAGCAACGGUGGUAUAGGAUGUGUGGGUGCCGCUAUAAUCGUGGAGAUUUGUAUGAUCAAAGAAUGCCUUUCCGAGCCCAAUCCAUACGGUUAUGGCGCUGCAUAUGUACAGCGAUGCCCUGUGGGCUUCUUUACCUGUUUCUCUGGCCGUAUCACCUGCAUUGACGAAGAUUUCGUCUGCGAUUGCGCUGCAGAUUGCGAUGACGGGAGCGAUGAAAAUCUGGAAUAUGCUGGGUGUAACGUCAUACAAUGCAAGAAUACUGCCGCUGGCGUGGAAAUGUCGUUCACCCUCAUGGCACUACUAUGUUUGGUCCAAUACCUUCGCGCUAGACUGAUCUAA
Mya arenaria is the source of this 459-nucleotide messenger RNA. Its product is annotated as ectin-like. The record is from RefSeq and is a predicted model, not a curated record. The coding region runs from base 1 to 459 and encodes 152 amino acids. The transcript has 4 exons. Lineage: Eukaryota; Metazoa; Mollusca; Bivalvia; Myida; Myidae. Gene Ontology annotation, molecular function: protein binding. Gene Ontology annotation, cellular component: cell periphery.